Molecule: messenger RNA, 721 nt
Organism: Juglans regia (Persian walnut)
Lineage: Eukaryota; Viridiplantae; Streptophyta; Magnoliopsida; Fagales; Juglandaceae
Product: probable prefoldin subunit 4
Exons: 3
Coding region: 57-359 (100 amino acids)
Biological process (GO): protein folding
Cellular component (GO): cytoplasm; prefoldin complex
Source: RefSeq, a predicted model, not a curated record
UCGAGCUUCUACAAGACACCAAUAUUCUUCAAGCUUCUCAAAUCAAACUAACAAACAUGCAGCAGGAUGGGGGUUCUGAUACGGAGGUGACUUGGGAAGACCAGCAGAACAUCAACAAGUUUGGAAGAUUAAACAACCGCUUUCACGAGCUCGAGGAUGAGAUCAAAAUCGCCAAGGAAACUAAUGAUAAUCUGGAGAAGGAUGAAGUGGAGAGUAGGAUAGAACAGAUGAAAGAGAUGACAAGCAAGAACUUGGAAAAACUCGAGGAAGAAAGGGAUUCAAUUCUUGCACAGAUGGCCGAGUUGAAAAAGAUUUUGUAUGGGAAGUUCAAGGACUCCAUUAAUCUAGAGGUGGAUUGAUACGGAUGAGAGUUGCAACUUCUGUCAAUUUGGUUGGCAAGUUAUUAGGGGAAUGACUUUCAGCAGAUUCUGAUGCUUGGAUAUUAUUGCAGUCGUCUUCACCACCAAUAGCUUUGAUCUCCUGCGAGGAAAAGGCUCAAAAGUGCUUCCAAUCCUUAUUUUCAUCACAAGGAUUGCUGAUCCUAUUUUUGACCCAAGUGGCUGAGAUUGGUCAUAUGGAUAUGAAUAGGUGUGAUGAUACAUCGUCUUAGUUGGAAUUGGAAAUGUUAUAUUCAGGGUAGGAUCCUGUCUCUAGACCGUGUGAAGACUUUGAAUCAAGGCAUUUAUUUCCAUUAUGGGUCAGCCUGUUCAUUCAACUCGGG